ACCCACCAUGGCUGCCGUUAACAGCAGCAAGCACAGCCGCUCCAAAUCACAGCUGAACGCUAUUUCCAAAUGGAACAUAAUGCAGUACAAACUGUAUUUAAUUUGUACUUUCCUUCUUUUAUUUGUAAGUCUGGGCUUUUCCGACGAUGACCACGAAAUGGAAGAGUUCCUGAAGCGGGAGUUUUCCCUCUCCAAGCCUUACCAAGGUGUGGGAUCUUUAGGCUCCUCCCACUGGGAGCUGAUGGGGGAUGCCAUGGUAACCACUGACCAGGUGCGACUCACACCUGACAUGCAGAGCAGACAGGGGGCAGUAUGGAGCCGCAUUCCAUGCCACUUAAAGGACUGGGAGAUGCAGGUGCACUUUAAGGUUCAUGGGCAAGGAAAGAAGAACCUUAACGGUGAUGGUCUAGCCAUUUGGUAUACCAAGGAGCGCAUGCAGAAAGGUCCUGUAUUUGGAAAUAUGGACAACUUCACUGGCCUGGGUGUGUUUGUGGACACCUAUCCCAACGAGGAGAAGCACAUAGAGGCGCAGAAGAAGAGAUACACCCCACGCACACAGAGGAUCUUCCCGUUCGUUAUUGCCAUGGUGGGCAAUGGCACCAUUAGUUAUGACCACGAGCGGGAUGGUCGCCCCACCGAACUCGGUGGCUGCAACGCCAUGGUGCGCAACCAAAAGCACGACACGUUCCUCUUCAUUCGAUAUAUCCGCCGCAGGCUCACGGUGAUGAUAGACAUUGAUGGCCAGCAUGAGUGGAGGGACUGUCUGGACAUACCUGGAGUGAGGCUGCCUCUGGGAUAUUAUUUUGGAGCUUCAGCAAUCACCGGAGAUCUCUCGGAUAAUCAUGACAUCAUUUCCCUCAAACUUUACCAACUGACGGUGUUGCGGAGUAAAAAGGAAGAAAAGGAGGAGGAGCAGGAUGUAAUAACUAUCCCCAGCGUGGACAAUAUGGAGCUCCUCAGACUGGGUCAGAAUGAAGAAGGGAUGAGCGGAUUAGCCAUUUUCUUCACUGUGCUCUUCUCCAUGCUGGGAUGCAUCUUCCUCAUCGUCAUCGGCAUGGUGGUCUACAGCCACUGGAACGAGAGCCGACGUAAGCGCUUCUACUGAGGAACGCCACGAAGGGCUCAGGGAUUAUUAUAACUACUGUGGGCCACCGACCCACAGCUGAGAUCAGAUGAGAAGUAAGACGCUGCCACUGAGCGGCGGAGCAGCAGAGGCUUUUACCCAGUUUGACAGGAGAAGUAGGACAGGCUUUCCCUGCAACUGAUUCCAUUUUUUCAGGAAUGGUUCUGAACCAGCUGGAGGGAUUUGCAUUUUUCACCUCUGAUAAUUCUUCUAAGUAAUUAUGUUCACUGCACUUACUCACAAGUUCCUUAAAUGUAAUAAUUUUGUCCAGAUGACUUCCUAAAUUAACUUCUCAAUAUUUAAACCAUGUUAAAA
Molecule: messenger RNA, 1438 nt
Organism: Xiphophorus hellerii (green swordtail)
Lineage: Eukaryota; Metazoa; Chordata; Actinopteri; Cyprinodontiformes; Poeciliidae
Gene: lman2la
Product: lectin, mannose-binding 2-like a
Exons: 9
Coding region: 8-1105 (365 amino acids)
Biological process (GO): endoplasmic reticulum to Golgi vesicle-mediated transport
Cellular component (GO): Golgi membrane; endoplasmic reticulum-Golgi intermediate compartment; endoplasmic reticulum membrane
Molecular function (GO): D-mannose binding
Source: RefSeq, a predicted model, not a curated record